CUGCCCCACUCUUUCGAAUUUUGAUAACGCCGUACAUAUAUAGAUUAACUUUUAUUGUAUCGAGGCACCGGAACCAAGAACUCGGAUUUUUAACGGCUAUCUUCAUCUUCAACACCCCCAAGCAUCUUCUUUCCCAAGUUUUUUGACCCCUAGAAAUGCCCACCAAACGUAAUUCUAGCACGCGCAGACCGCGCGACUACGAUGAGUAUGAAUCGACAUCUUCCAGUGACUUAGAGUCAGAUAUUGAUCAUGUAAACGUCCCUACUAAGCGCAAUAGAAGCGGCGUGACACGCUCAUCGUGGACGGCGACAACGCUCCCAGAUGCAACAAACCGCACGCAACAGGGUCGAAGAGCUCGAUGUUCCACCGUUUCAACGGGCGGGAACCUCUCACCCCCGGCCAGUAGGAUUUCCGGGGGAAAUCCGGCAGCACAGAACGGAAAAAAAGCUGCCGGGAAUCAGUCGGGUUCGGCGCCAAGAAGAAUCAACAAUGCCAUAUCGGCCGCUCAGCGGAAGAAACUUGAAGAGCAAGCCGAUAAUGCCGCAAAGCAGCGCCGCAAAACGGUAGCCAAAGUGCUGAGCGAUCGGAUCAUGUCUGACCUCAUGUCUAUAGGCAUUAUUUCGAGGGAUGUCGCCCAGGUUUGUUCGAGCAAGCUUGGCUGGAAUGAACACGAGUGGAAGACUUGUAUGAAUAACUCGAAAGUAAUUGUGUACGAGCCACUUGAAGUUGAACAAGAGGUUAGUGUAACUCGGAAGCGUGCAUAUUCGUCGGCCAGGAGGCCGCUUUCCGUCAAGUCGAAGGUAUGGAGUGUUUCGCUCGAAGUGGACGCCCUGAGUUUGUGCAUUACAAACGCCGGCGGAAACAGAGUGCGUUACCAAGACGGCGAUAACGAGAAUCGUCAAUUCAAGUCCCACUCCGAAAAAUCUCUGUCUUGGAGUAACGUCGAUGAUCUGUCCGAGGUGAAAUCGGUGUUUGUCCAUCGGAGCGUCCUCCAAGAUUUCCUUUGGGAUGGAUCGCCAUCCCUCGUCGAUCUCGUCCGCAAAGAGCCUCGCGCACAAAUUUUUACUUUCGGUUGCGACAAGGCGGCGCCUGCCUCAUUAAACUCGACUGAAUCAAACCCCCGAAUUGAGAUGAUCCUCUGCGCAGGCGCGGUAAUUGUCCCGACCUUCGAUAGUUUAUUCAAGAAUCCUUCGGAAGAUGAUCAGAAGCGCCGACAAUACUUCCAAAAAAUUAAGGCCGCCUGUCAUACACAUCCAUUCCUCAAGAUUUGCUUACACCCGUCGAUGAAAACCCAGCUCUAUAAGAACCUGGAAGAGGACGAGUCGGACAUCAGUAUGGAAUUUAUCAUAGAUUUCUUGAAGCAACAAUUCGAUUGUCCCAAGGAGGCAAAUGUUUCUAUGGGAGAUUGGAUUAAGCUUGAUCGGAACAUAAUAGCUUGGUUAUCGUCGGACUCAAAUCCAGAACUUGACGAGGACUGCGACGAGGACGUCGCCGAAGUAACGACGAUUGCAAGAACCUUGAAACUGGUACAGAAGGAGCUGUAUUCUGAGUUUAGAAGGUUCAUCAUUGCUAUCCCGGAAGGACACCCAUACGCCGAUCGAAAAUCUUUCGAAGGGGUUGAAUUAAUGAAGAUUAGCGAACUAUUUGAUUUUCUUCCUGGCGAACAGAUUUUUUGAUUUACAUUUCAGUCACUCCAUAUCGAAAGGUUCGCGCUGGAGGAAGAGAUCCUAGUCCACCUGAUUAUAUGCUAUUUUUGAUCGAAUAAUUUGUAUGAAUAACAGCAAUUCUUAUCACUUUGAGAGUGGUUGAACGCAAAAUGAUGUCUGGAGACUGUCAUGACUUUUUUUUUAUCUGCUUAGCCCACCCUGUGGUUCAUUUUUAGUUAUUUAUCCUACAAUAUACCUGAUAGUGUAGGCUAAUAGCUCUGAUCUCGUUCUGAUUCUAUACCAAAAAAAUUCCUACUUUAAAAUAUACCCUCUUCAAUGUUACAAUCCUCUUGCAGGUUAUGCUUU
This is a messenger RNA of Puccinia graminis f. sp. tritici CRL 75-36-700-3, 2012 nucleotides long. RefSeq lists its product as uncharacterized. NCBI's taxonomy places the organism in Eukaryota, Fungi, Basidiomycota, Pucciniomycetes, Pucciniales, Pucciniaceae. The record is from RefSeq and is a predicted model, not a curated record. The transcript has 7 exons. Bases 156 to 1676 code for a protein of 506 amino acids.